AUGUCUACCAAGGCAGAGCUCGUUACAGAGAUCUAUCUCCUCCUCGCUACCAUCCACCUCCACGGUUUCGACAUGAGUCUAGAGAUGGCACAACAGAUCUUCGACCGCUGGCCAAUGAUCAUUAGCGAACGUCCAAAAAGCCCCAAGGCCGUUUUGGAAAGCUACAACGCUAUUCUGCAGCAGAGGCCUGCAAGAAUCAUUACACAAGCUGCCGCAGAGACCAGCGCAAAGAUAGAGACGCCCCAGCCUGCUCAGACUCAGAGAAUCAUCAAGAGCGAAAGCAAGAGCGAGAACACACCUCAACUUGCUCAGAAGCACAAAGCUGUCAGAGACGAAAACACACCCAAAUCUCAGAACAAGAAGACAAUCUCAAACAAAAACACGUCUUCGCCUUUCAGUCUGACCAGCCAUUCCAGACAGCACAACCCCACUCCCAAUGCCCAAACCAACACCAUCCCUAAACCUACCGUCAAACCCACUCCUAAGCCCAUACCUAUACCUAAACUCGAGUCCAAGACCACUCCCGCUCCACGCGUCCCCAAACUCGAAUUUCCGGCCACUGCGUACAAGAAAGAACCCACCGGUAACCAUCUCCCCUCUUUAUCUAUCGCGUCAUCCUUUUCUGCAAAAAGAGCUUUCGUUGAUCUCAGCAACGACACUUCUAGCGAUGAUAACGACGACGACGACGAAACACCCUCAAAGGCACCAAGAAUGGGAUAG
Molecule: messenger RNA, 720 nt
Organism: Aureobasidium namibiae CBS 147.97
Lineage: Eukaryota; Fungi; Ascomycota; Dothideomycetes; Dothideales; Saccotheciaceae
Exons: 3
Coding region: 1-720 (239 amino acids)
Source: RefSeq, a predicted model, not a curated record